GAACGCGCCGCCGAGCAACACCACGCGAAUUCUCUAUCCCGCACUCUCCUUUUGCUUUCUUCUCCCUUCGAGUAACGGUACUGUGUGUGGAUUGUGGAUUGCCGAUUAAUCGAUCGCUUUCUCGCCCGCUUUGAUUAUUUUAUCAUCGAUCGCUGGAUGUAUUUUUUUGUUGUUGAGUGUCGAAGUGAAAUGGAAUUUGUUGAAUUUUAAUUGCACGCAGCACGCUGCCGGCGAAAACAACAGCAAAAUUAGCGGGCAGAUUUCAUUCAACCUGAGAUAAAACAACAAUUACAACAACAACGCCGAGGAGCUGCCGGAGAAAAUAGCUGAUAAAUAGACAAUAAUAAAUAUAUAAUACAAACAAAGGCCACAUACGCCGCUUCAAUUAGCCUUGUCAAUGAACCAGUGACUUCACCAUCGUCCUAACCCAAUCAACUUAGCUAAGCAGAAAUGAUAGAGACCAGUAAUCAGCAGUCAGGAGGAGUCGACUUCAAUGGCCGCCACUCAGCAUCGCCGGCCCGAACCAUAGACUCGCAUGAUUCCACCACGGGCAGCAUGGACACCAUUGUGGAUCGCAGCUUGAAUCGCGAGGAACUCCACCAGGUGGCGACCACCAUCGAGCAAAGCACAAAUACCACGAACACGACGGGAUCAGAAAGUCUGACCAACUCGCAAAUUGGCAUGUUACAAAGGGACGAAGAGCGGAAACAGCAGGAGGAUCAGGAGCAGGCACGCCAGGAUGCCCAGAGUCACAUUUAUUCGAGUCCAGUCUACGAUGAGAAGCCGCCGGCAAUGAAACUACUUUCCGCAGCCCUAGACCUGGACACGGAAAAGGCCAAGGCCAGGAUUGACGAGGAUAAUAAGCCUAAGAUGAUUUCGCACCAGGAAUUCAAACAACAGCUGGAGGAGGCUAUGGUCUCGCGGCAUCCCAACCAGCUGAACGCGACCAAGAGUGCGGCUAACACUUUGGACUCCAGGAUCAGCCGGAAACAGCGCUGUCCGCCGGACUUCAUCAAGUACAAGGAGGGCAGCGAGGGCGGGUGCAGUGCCUCCUCGUCGCUUUCAAAGGACCGGCGCAAGCGGAAGGCGAGUAAUGAAUGUUGCUCGGCAUUUCCACUGCAAAUAGUGCUGGGCACUCUCCAGUUGCUCCUGGCCAUUUCCCUGGUGGCCCUGGGAUCGCUCCUAAUUGUCCGGGAGGCAGCCCUCUCUACGGCGGGAUGCGGCGUCUGGACGGGACUAAUAGCCGCCGUUACGGGUUCCCUUGGAGUGGUGAGCAUGCGCAAAACGCAGACGGCCUUUUUGGCUCUUAGUUUGGUCUGCAUCGCUAGCAGCACAUUGGCCCUGGCCAUUUCCGGCGUAGGUUUGUCCAGGGAUCUCAAUAGGAUGGCGGAGCAAAAAGGGGAACAGUUCGAUUUAAUCAAUGCCAACAGCGAGGUCUCCGCCGCCUGCGGUCUAAUUUUCGCCCUUUUUCUGCACUUCGUGGUUAGUAUUGUCUCCGUCUAUAGAUGUGCCCUCCAGAUUUGCACCAAGUCGGAGCACAGUGAGCUGCGUGACGUCAUCAUCAAAACGAAUGCUUCGGGAAUUGCUUUGGACCAACAAAAGGUGGAUCAGUAUAUUAAGGCAAUGUCUUUGAAUGGGACUGAGAAGGUGAACAGCGAGAAGCUUGCGGCCAUGUGGAUGUAUGCCACCCAAAUGGGAACUUUGCCGCCACCCUCGGUUCGUAAAUUGACACCCCCUUCGAGGCAGAUCAUGCUGAUUCCCUCCACCGCUGGCAGUGGGAUAGCACCACCGCCACCCACACGCCUGCCUCCUCCGCCGCCGGGUGUCGGAGCUGGACUUUUGCUGCCGGUUCCUCCGCUGCCGCCCCAUUACCGUGGGAUGACUCUUCCUUACAUGCGGCCCGGUCCGGGAUCCGUGCUCUACGCCCAUCCGGCCAGCUUGAGCGGCACAUAUCGGACCCACAAGAGCACCAAGUCGGCGGAGAUCAACGGGCAACGAAGGCGCCGGCGGGCGGGAAAAUCGGAUGCGAAUCGCCGGCAGCGCCGCAAAUCAGAGGCCGAUGUCCUGGACGGAGCACCCAAUUUCCAAUAUACUGGUCUGGAUCGAGCCAUAGCCGAUAGCUUCUUGGCUAGGCAGGAACAGUCGCAGGCGGGCAGUCACAUCGACUAUUCGUCGUCAGCCUCCUCGGACUUGUACGGCGGUCAGAGGGCUUCCUCCAAAACGAAGAUCGUCUGCCGGGAUGUGGUAAUGUGAAGGGGAGAUGAGCCUCAAUACAAAUCCGCAUUUCCCUGACUUUUGUACAUAUUCUUUUCGCGGAGCCUUUCUUCAAGUGGCUUCAACAGAAAAAUUACACAUUUUUUUAGUCCUAUCCAUAACUCUAUAUCUAUAUAUAUAUAUAUGCGUAUUAAUUGUAAGAACCUAAUGAAUCGAAUAAAUUUAUGUAUAUUAAACGAAA
Molecule: messenger RNA, 2455 nt
Organism: Drosophila takahashii
Lineage: Eukaryota; Metazoa; Arthropoda; Insecta; Diptera; Drosophilidae
Cellular component (GO): membrane
Source: RefSeq, a predicted model, not a curated record